This is a messenger RNA of Girardinichthys multiradiatus, 3727 nucleotides long. RefSeq names its product actin filament associated protein 1-like 1a (gene afap1l1a). Gene Ontology annotation, cellular component: cytosol. The record is from RefSeq and is a predicted model, not a curated record. NCBI's taxonomy places the organism in Eukaryota, Metazoa, Chordata, Actinopteri, Cyprinodontiformes, Goodeidae. The coding region runs from base 175 to 2406 and encodes 743 amino acids. Gene Ontology annotation, molecular function: SH3 domain binding. The transcript has 19 exons.
AGAUGGAGGAAGGGAGAGGUAAAAGGAGUGUGAAUUCAGCCGACUGUAGUUAACCUCCAAUGCAAGGGCUUCAAAGGACUGAGCGAGGCUGGGAAACUGACAGUGGAACAUUAUUUUUCUUGCAGCUAUUUUGUGUAUGAAGGACCUGGUUUGCUACCUUCCUAAUUUUGCAGAAUGGUGGGACUCUCAUCCAUUGCUGAGGAGGCAGUGGAGGUGCUGGUUAAGGAGCUGGGUGUGCUGCUGAAGAUGCUGGACCAAGAGAAACUCAGCAAGUCCACCCAGGAGAAGAAAGCCUCAGUGUGGAACCUCUUACAGCAGAUCCAGACAACAGAAUCAGGACCAGACUACAUCUACGUAAACUCCUCUGUCUACAAAAAUGGGACAAGUUUUGUGGAGUCUCUGUUUGAAAAAUUUGAUUGCGAGCUCGGAGACCUAAAGGACGUUACAGAUUAUCUGAAAGAUGACAAGAAGACACAAGAUGACACUUUAAAGCAGAGCUGUACAGACUCCCCUCCCCCACUGCCCACAACGCCUCCUCCUGAGGAUUACUAUGAGGAGGCUGUGCCCCUUAGUCCUGGCAUGGCUACUGAGUACAUAAUCACACGAGACAGGCCCAGCCCUCCCAACUCUAUAGAUGAUGUCUAUGAAGAUACUGACAACCACUAUCUGGCUACAUCCAUUAACUCGCACCGCAAAAACUCCUACAAUGACUCAGAUGCUCUGAGCAGUUCAUAUGAAUCAUAUGAGGAGGACGAAGAGGAGAGGAGCCCUGGUGUCACUCAUCAAUGGCCGUCGGAUGAGAGCAACAUACCUCCUGUCAGAGAUUGUCGCAUUUGUGCAUUCCUGCUGCGUAAGAAACGAUUUGGCCAGUGGGCCAAACAGUUCACAGUUAUCCGGGAGAACAGACUACAGUGCUAUAAGAACUCUAAAGACACAUGUCCCUACGUGGACCUGCUGUUGCCCCAAUGCUCUGUCGUCUAUGUACCUAAAGACAGCAAAAAGAAGCACCAUGAGCUGAGGUUCACCUUACCUAAUGGAGAUGGGCUGGUGCUGGCAGUUCAAAGCAGGGAACAGGCUCACAAGUGGCUAAAGGUUGUCAGGAAGGUGAGUAGUCAAAGCGGACCACCCGACAAAGCCGCGUCUCCCAACACUCAGAGGAAAAAUGAGCUUGACAAGAGGUUGUCUGUAGACAGAAACACAUCUGAUUCAGACAGCGUGGGUGUUUCAGCUGUAGAGAACAGCAAAGAGAAUGUUAAGGUGAAACGAGGAGCUUUCGCUGCAGGACGUAAGAUCACACGCAUCAUCAGUUUCUCCAAGAAGAAGCCAUCUCGGUCGGGUGACUCCCGGACAUCCUACAGCGACCCUCGACAAGGCUACCUGUUGGUGCUGGUGAACCAGGUGUGGCGAGAGCACUGGUGUUGUGUGUGCAGAGGCUCCAUGCACUUCUACCACGACCGGGGGGACCCACGGACCUCCCUGCCAUCCCUUCCACUGAAUGGCUGUGAGGUGGUCCCUGGGCUUGGACCUAAACACCCCUUUGCCUUUCGCAUCCUCCGGGACAGCACGGAAAUGGUGGCUCUGGAGGCAAGCAGCUCUGAUGAACUUGGACAGUGGCUCGGCGUCAUCCUUGCGGAAACAGGCUCUGCCACAGACCCUGAGUCCCUGCAUUACGAUUACGUUGACGUGGAAACCAUCGCACACAUUAGGGACGCCGCUCGAAAUUCCUUUCUGUGGGCUACCUCCUCCAGCAGCACCUCCACGGAUUCCAGGACAUACGAUGAGGUCCCUACUGAGCACGCGCAGUCAAGGGAGAAAUCAGGGAAUCAAGGAAAGCGACACUCGAGUUUCUCCCACAGCGCCUUAGACCAAGCCGAGUCAUUAGUUUCCCUGAAGCGAACAGGCUCAAAUACCAACCCAUAUGGAAGGUAUGGGAAAACACGAGCGGAGGAAGAUGCCAAGCGUUACCUCAGAGAAAAAGAGGAGCUGGAAACAGAGAGGGACGGAAUACGAAACGCACUGGUGACACUCCGACAGCAGAAGAGAGAGCUGAAGGAAGAACUUAAGGUGGCCUCAGCAGAUAGGAGAAAAUCCUUCCUGAAAAAGCAUGUGUCCCAGCUGGACGAGGCUUGCAGGGGCAAAGAGGCCGAGCGGGUGGAGCUGGAACUCAGACUGUCGCAGGUCAAAGAGAACUUGAAGAAGAGCCUGGCAGGCGGAGCACUGGGUGCACCUGUGGAGGCCAAGGUGCCUGUCAAGGAGUCAGGCAAAAAAAUACAGAAUGCCUACAGUGAUUCUAUACCGGUGAACUGCGCCGCAGAGAUGCGUAAGAGACCUCCGUCAAUUUGUGUUUCUUCUGCUGGAGUUGUCAUGCAGAAAGCCAAGGAAUGGGAGUUAAAGAAAAGAACCUAGAAGGGGGUUUUGUUGGAAAAGACUGAAGUAAAUGGAUUUCAGGGUGUGGCUUUUUCCAUCUUCUUUCUUUAUGAGGAUCAUCCACCAAAUUUAUCCAAAAGCCCAGACUUUCCAUUCAAAUGUUAGGACAUUUGUCAAAAUCAACACAUAAAUCAACCACAAGGUGGAGGUAUAUUUCCACUGAAUAUCUGCUCUUUGGAGCCCUGAAAAGGACAACUUGGAAAUUUCUUGGACUGUUUACUUUCUGUAUCCAUGUAUUUUUAUUGUCUUGAUGGCACUGACUGGGUUAAAGAAAAGAAAGAAAGGGAGAGUUUAUUCGACAAAGGCACAAGAUACGUGUACUGAAAGCAGAGGAAGUGCAUAAAAUGUAGAGUUGAAAGGCACAGAUUAUGAAAAAGUGUAAUGAUGUGCAGGCCAAACCUAACUAAUGUGAUGUUUUGGAAAGAGUUUUACAAUUGGGUGCCUUUUAUGCUUCAACAUGUUUUUAUUUGUUUUCUUCAUGUAUAUAGCGAACUACGACUACUGUUUUUGUUUUAUUCUGCAUCAGUCUUUCAUGUGCAUGCAGCAUUGUGCAAAAGUUUUAGACACUAAAUGUAGGGCAUUAGAUAUUUGUCGUUCUAUUACAGUCACAUGCCUGAAAAGAGCUGUGCAAGGUACUUGGUCAAGAUUUAUGCUUCUGCUUCUGCUUGUAAGCUCAGACUCAGACUCCAUGAUGCUAAAAUCACAUGCAUUUUAACAGAAGUCAUCUUUUCUCUUGUGGCGUUUAAUGACUUCACUCAGGCCCAAUCUUUACAGCCACAUAUAGUGUCUGAAACUUUUGCAUAUUACUUUUCCAGACAUGUUAUUUGGCAGUUAUGUCACUUGGAGGAUACUUACUGUAUUUAGUAGCUUCUGCACUCAGGUUUAGGCAGUACCACUAACUGAAACACUUUGCUAAAUGAUUAUGUUCAAGCAGCCUUGGCCUUUUUGUAAGUAACUGAAUGACUAACAUGGUGGUGCUACUCAGUCUUUCCCAAUUCAGGCAAUAUAUUUUUUUUGGCAUUUGAAUACUUUCUGUCAACUUUUGCACUUUACAUAAACCUGGAUGAGGGUCUAAUAAAUUUACUUCUCACUGCAUAACCAGUUAAUUUUUUUAAUUAUUGUAAAACACAUAAACGUAGCUUUUUUAUUAAAAUGCGUAGUUUUUUUUUAAUUAAAAUGCACCUGCAAAUAGUUACUUUUUCAGUUUAAUUGCACGUCAAUGUUAUAUAGCCUCAUAUAGCCAAAGCAAGAAAAAAGCACAUUUAUAUGAUUUCUUUAAUAAAGGCAUCAAUGCAGCACA